AUGAAAAUAGAGCACAGCCCAUAAUCUGUGUGAAAGAUACCAGAACCCGCCAUGAUGCCUUCAUCCAUACUCUUAGGGACUCGUUGGUAUUAGGCUAUACAACUAACAUCGCGCUAACGGUGUAAAACUGUCGUAAUAUUGGAUGUUUGAUAUGUUAACAUGGACAUGGGAAAUGUGAUUUAGCGGCUUGAUUAUGGAAUAUAUUUCAUAAUGCAUUAACCUGCUACACCAUAUACAGUCGUCAUGGUUUAUUAAACGGGUUAAAAAAGAACGUGUCCAGAAGACCUGAUAGUUCAGUGGUAGUACAUUUGGUUGGGCAUUAGUUCUAUCACAAUGUCAACCAGUGUAUAUCCAUCUUCCUCAAUUGGUGGACAGACUGGUAUUAACAGCAGGCCCUUCAAGUGUGCUGAUUGCGGAGGCACUUUUACCCAACAGGCAGAAUCUGGGGCACCUUUCUCUCAUUCACUAGGGGUCUCAAGGCAAGAGCGGGGUCACAGAGGUAGAAGUGUGUCCAAAUGCCCAACCUGCUCCAUGUCCAUAACUUCCACCGGCCGCGUGCUUCACACAUGCAACCGCUCAGACGUGCACCCUCACAGCUGCACGCUGUGUGACAAAACCUUCAUAUCCUCAGCCCACCUGGCCCUGCACUUGCAGUCACACUGCGGUGACCGGAAGCACAGGUGCGGUGUCUGCGGUAAGCUCUUCCGCCAGUCCGCCCACCUGUUGCGCCACAGGUCCAUCCACAGUGGGGACAAGCCUUUCAAAUGCGCAGAGUGUGGCAAGUGCUUCGGCCGCGCAUCACACCUGAAGACGCAUGCCCGUCUCCACACAGGGGAGAAGCCCUUCAAGUGCACCACCUGCGACAAGGCUUUCACCCAGAAGGCAGGUCUUAUUAUGCACUUUCGGCUGCACACGGGGGAACGUCCUUUCAAGUGCGACCUGUGCGGCCAGACUUUCCGCACGUAUGCGGUCCUGCAGUCCCAUCAGGCGCUGGAGGCAGGCCGGCGCUGCUUCAGCUGCAGCCAAUGUGAGAAAACCUUCAGGACCGCUUCAGAGCUGAGCAGACAUGAAGCAGCCCAUGGAUGUUCGGAGGUGCUUAAGUGUGGCGUCUGCAGCCGCUCCUUUGUGCGACCGUCAUACCUGCGUUUAUGCAUGGGCAUGCACGGCGGACAGAGGCCCUAUCACUGCAAGGUGUGCAACAAAACCUUCGCCAAGAUGUCCACCUUCGAGAGACACUGUGACAAACACCUGAGGCAGAGCAGGGGCGACGAGGAGGAAGAGGAGAAGGAACAGGAUGAUAUAAAACCCUCCUUGUCACCCCUGCUCUCCACUGCUUCCUCAAACAAUCUUUCUCUUUUCUCAGAGAUCAACACACGCUCCAGAACCAGAGCUAAAACCAAGUUGGGGUAAAUCAACCCCCAUAUUGGAAAUAUUCUCUUUUUCGGGUGAUUACAAACAAUAAUAUUAACAGAAAUACUGUACUGUAUACUGCUAACUUUGUUGGUUGUGGAACAAGUGCUUUUUUCUUGCACACACAUUUCAACUAUAAUUUUGAUGGACAUGAAGAGCAGAGCGUAAGGAGAGAAGCACACUGCAUUUCAACAACUUCACAAAUGUCUUGUUUAACAGACUGAUUUACAAACACUAAUGAAUUGUUCUGAACAAAACAAAAUGUAUGUUGAACUGUUUAAUAUUUGUGGUGCGUGGUACUAUAACUGGGAGUCAGAUGGCUGAGCGGUGAGGGAG
Messenger RNA from Hypomesus transpacificus, 1746 nucleotides. Its product is annotated as zinc finger protein 525. Gene Ontology annotation, biological process: regulation of DNA-templated transcription. Bases 334 to 1410 code for a protein of 358 amino acids. Gene Ontology annotation, molecular function: DNA-binding transcription factor activity, RNA polymerase II-specific; RNA polymerase II cis-regulatory region sequence-specific DNA binding. The record is from RefSeq and is a predicted model, not a curated record. Lineage: Eukaryota; Metazoa; Chordata; Actinopteri; Osmeriformes; Osmeridae. The transcript has 2 exons.